Messenger RNA from Diorhabda carinulata, 1353 nucleotides. It is a transcript of the gene eEF5, whose product is annotated as eukaryotic translation initiation factor 5A. Gene Ontology annotation, biological process: positive regulation of translational termination; positive regulation of translational elongation. Lineage: Eukaryota; Metazoa; Arthropoda; Insecta; Coleoptera; Chrysomelidae. Gene Ontology annotation, molecular function: ribosome binding; RNA binding; translation elongation factor activity. Bases 602 to 1087 code for a protein of 161 amino acids. The transcript has 4 exons. The record is from RefSeq and is a predicted model, not a curated record.
AUGUGAGUAGUACAUUUUUCUGUAUUUAUUUUGGGAAUAAAUGAAUAAAAGUUGAUUAUCUCAAUGUUUUUGAAUAGUGUAAAUAUUGUAGUAACAAUAAUAACAUUAGAGUGUAUUUUUAUUAUGUACAUUCACAAAAAAUAUAUUUAUUCAAAUUGUUUGACAGUGCAUGAUUUGGCUAUAUUCGCGCCAUGUUGCAUUUGAUUAUUAACAAAUCUUGAAUAGUUCAGUAAAAUUUUCUAUUUCUUAUUUGUGAAUCCAUAAGUUUAGAACCCUGAUAGUCAGUACUUAAAGGGAAAACUUCUAAUUCACUGGUUUCCAUUGUAUUUAUUUGUCCAAGUCAGUGUAGAACUCCACAUGGUUCUAUGCCGCGUGGACACUUUAAUAUGAUUUGUUUUCAUUCUUUGAACAUUGUACAAGUUGAGUGUGCCGAUAAUUCAAUAUUGUAAGACAUUUUAUAGAGAUUGCCGUAUAUCAUAUUUUAAAGUUAGUUCACUGUAGUUGCUUUCAUAUAUAAUUUUUAGUUUGUACAAGCAAUUUUUUCGCUUUAGUAGACAAAUUGUUAAAUCAAGCUUACAAGGUAGAAACAACUGUAUAAACAAUGGCAGAUAAUUUAGAUGAUUCACAUUUUGAAACUGGAGAUUCCGGAGCAUCUGCUACCUAUCCUAUGCAAUGCUCAGCAUUGCGUAAAAACGGUUUUGUCAUGUUAAAAUCUAGACCAUGUAAGAUUGUAGAAAUGUCCACUUCUAAAACAGGAAAACAUGGACAUGCUAAAGUUCACUUGGUUGGUAUUGAUAUCUUUUCCGGAAAAAAAUAUGAAGAUAUUUGUCCUUCAACACACAAUAUGGAUGUACCUCAUGUCAAACGUGAAGACUAUCAAUUAACAGAUAUUUCUGAUGACGAUUACUUAUCCCUUAUGUCUGAUAAUGGAGAAUUGCGUGAAGAUCUUAAGGUUCCAGAUGGGGAAGUUGGAGCUCAAGUACGUGCAGAACAUGCCGCUGGCAAGGAUAUAUUAUGUACUGUACUCAAAUCGUGUGGAGAAGAGGUCGUAAUUGCCGUAAAAACAAAUACUGCACUCGAUAAAUAAUAAAGGCCGGUUGUACGACAGCGGGGUCGAUAUUAAAAAGAAGUCACAUUUGCCCUUUGGACUCCCCCCGCUUAAAACGUUUCAUGAAUCUAUCUAUCAUAUUGGACCAUCAGUUUAAAAAAUUAUAAAAAGCUUAUCCAAAAUGCUCGACGCCCUGUCAACCGGCAAAACGACGUCGAUGUGGUGUAAUUUACAUCUUUUGUAUUUGUUGAAAAAUUAAAUGCAAACAGCUACAUUUUCAUUCAAUAAAACUAAUUUAAUUUUAA